Messenger RNA from Clonostachys rhizophaga, 684 nucleotides. Lineage: Eukaryota; Fungi; Ascomycota; Sordariomycetes; Hypocreales; Bionectriaceae. The record is from the annotation of a GenBank genome assembly.
AUGGCUCUUAAACUCUACGGUCAUCCCAUGUCUUUAUGCAGCCGCCGUGUUCUCCUCGUUCUAGCGGAGAAAGGUAUCGACUUUGAGUUCGUCUCAGUCGAUUUCUUGGCCGGAGAGCAGAAGCGAGCUCCCUAUGAUGAAUUGAUGCCGUUUGGACAGAUUCCAGCACUUGAAGAUGGCGCGCUACGCCUCUACGGCAAGUUAUUACAAAACAUUGUGACAACCGCUCCAUCGCGAGCCAUUGCUCGGUACCUGGCAUCAAAAUACCGGGACCAGGGAAUCGACCUUUUGCCUGCUGUUGAUGAUGUCCAGGCUUCGGCUUUAUUUGAGCAGUUUGCAUCAGUAGAAUUCUCGCAGUUCUACGAUCCAGCCCUCCAAGUCUUGACCCUGAGACUAUUCAAUCCGGCUAGGGGCGAACACUCAGAUGAGACUGCGACCAAGAAUAGUAUCGACCAGCUUCACAACAAGCUAAACGUUCUCGAUAAGAUCUUGUCCACUCAAGACUAUUUUGCUGGCUCUCGAUUCACUAUUGUAGAUGUAUUCUACAUGCCGGUCGUAAUUGCUCUUUUUUACGCUGGCGAAGGACCCGCCAUAGAGCAACGUGAGAACCUCGCAUCUUGGUGGGGAAGGGUUUCCAACCGGGAGUCUUGGAAGAAGAUUAACGAAACUGAAUCGAAGGCCUAG